AACCUGGUUUCCUUCCGGCAGAAUUAGGAGUAGCACCAUGGCAACAAACUGCGGAGGGAGUGUGGAAACUGUCAAAAAGAAUAAAGAGGACAAAAAACGCCUUCGGAAGGAAAUAAAAGUUAGCCAUACGUUAUUGAGACAUGAAGGUAUUAAUACGGUGUCGUUUCCGACAAAGAACCUGGCAGUGGCUAACGGGGGCCUCGGAAACGGCGUGUCCCGAGAGCAGCUGCUGCACGUGCUGGGACAGUGCGGCCACGUGGAGUGCCUGCUUAUGCCCCCCAACAAGCCCUAUGCGUUCGUCAGCUACGGGACUGUCAAAGACGCCAGGCGAUGCCAGACGUCGCUCGGUGGCAGCCAUCUUCUGUGCCAGGGGCAAACUAUCACAUUGUACUUUUGUUUUGUGGAGAAAGUGGACUACAACUACAACUUCACCUGCUCCAGUAUAGAACUUCCUCCUGGCCUCAAGGUGUUGGAGGACUUUGUUACGUCGGAGGAAGAGACUGGUGUCCUGGAAAGUUUGGACUGGGUGUCCCUUAAUAAUGAUGUCACUGCACAGAAGAGUCUGAAACACAGGAAAGUAAAGCAUUAUGGAUAUGAGUUUCUGUAUGAGACCAAUAAUGUGGACAAAGACAAGCUGCUACCUGGUGGCCUUCCUAGUGCCUGUGACUUUGUGCUGGAAAAGUGCUUGAAGGAGAACAUCAUCAACAUUAAACCCGACCAGCUGACAGUCAACCAAUACCAGCCAGGACAAGGCAUCCCACCUCAUGUGGACACUCACUCUGCCUUUGAGGACACCAUCCUGUCGUUAAGUCUCGGAGCUAAGACGGUGAUGGACUUCCGGCACCCCGAUGGACGCUCGGUCGCUGUGGUGUUACCGAGGCGGAGCCUGCUGGUGAUGAAGGGCGAGAGCCGCUACCUCUGGACCCAUGGAAUAACUCCCAGGAAACUUGACGUGGUUCCCGCAGUUGGCGGUGAGCGGCCGGGUGUGGUGACCUGUGACCCUCGUGACCUAACGCUGAGUCAGCGCGACACCAGGACCUCCUUCACCUUCCGCAAAGUCCGGCACACCCCAUGUGACUGUGGGUACCCGUCUGCCUGUGACAGCCAGCAGCCUUGCUGGACCCCCCCGGCCCCCCCCCUCCCUCGCAGCGACACGGAUGCCGCACAGCUGGAGUCGCGGUUCGUGCACGCCGUGUACGAGGAGAUCGCGGGCCACUUCAGCGGCACCCGGCACUCGCCCUGGCCGAGGGUGGCGGCUUUCCUGCGCUCGUUGGCCCCUGGUGCCCUGCUGCUCGACGUCGGCUGCGGGAAUGGGAAGUACCUGGGCGUCCGCCCAGACGUGUUUGCGGGCAAGAUGGGGAACUGGGGCUCCCAGAGGCCCCCAGCGUCGCCUGCCAGCCUGAUUUAUGGCUGGUACACAAAAUGCACGUUAAACAGGCUGCAGGACCAGGUGGAUGCUGCGGUGGGCUGCGAUCGCAGCCAGAGCCUGAUGCAGAUCUGUGCCGAGCGCGGCUUCCAGGCCUUCACAUGCGACGCGCUGGACGUCCCGCUACGCAGCAGCGUGUGCGACGCCUGCAUCUCCAUCGCCGUCAUCCACCACUUCUCCACACAGGAGAGAAGACUGUCGGCCAUCAAGGAGCUGAUUCGCCUGCUGAAGCCGGGGGGGCGGGCCCUAAUCUCCGUGUGGGCGCUGGAGCAGGAGUACAACAAGCAGAGGUCCAAGUACCUGAAGAAGACGAAGGAGGAGAAUGGGUGUCCAGGGAAGGACUGCGGCACCAUCCCACCCCCCCAGGUGCAUGCUGGGAAAGAUGUCUCCUUGGUACAGAACGAUCAGACCACACUGAGCGUACACACCAACCGCACAACAUUCAGCUCUCAGGACUUGCUGGUGCCCUGGCACCUGAAGGGUGUGACACAGAAGAGCCCGGAACCACCGGCUCAUCUCACGGACAGCGUGACGGAGCCCACAUCUGGCCCCAUUCUUCAUCGCUACUACCACGUCUUCUGUGAAGGAGAACUGGAGGACCUGUGUCGGAAGGUCGAGAAUGUGACCGUUCAGAGCAGCUACUAUGACCAAGGGAACUGGUGCAUCAUUUUGGAAAAGACUGAUGCAUGAGGGCAUCAGGAAGUGAUCUUACCGUCUGAUCCCUGGAUGACAGCAAUGUCAGAAUGAAGUGCCACUGUCAGUUUUACUGCAAAAUUUCAAUAAUGAAAUGAAAGAGGAUUAAUAAAAUUUGAAAUAUGA
This is a messenger RNA of Brienomyrus brachyistius, 2245 nucleotides long. RefSeq names its product alkB homolog 8, tRNA methyltransferase (gene alkbh8). Gene Ontology annotation, biological process: tRNA wobble uridine modification. The record is from RefSeq and is a predicted model, not a curated record. Gene Ontology annotation, cellular component: nucleus; cytoplasm. Lineage: Eukaryota; Metazoa; Chordata; Actinopteri; Osteoglossiformes; Mormyridae. Gene Ontology annotation, molecular function: S-adenosylmethionine-dependent methyltransferase activity; tRNA binding.